AUGAGGGCAGAAAGCACCAAUUCCAAAUGGGCCAACGUCGACAAGGACUUUACUUCUUCGAUCUGGGACGAAGGCCUCCAAGCCAGCCAAGUCUUCAUCAUCCCAACAAUCACCACCGGCCAAGGAACACGCGAACUCCUAGAAAUCGUCGAAAAAGGCUCUACCGAUCUCACCACCCUUUUGCAGACAUGGGCCCAAAUCGCCGGGGCAGCCAACGAAGCAGAGACCCGAUACAAUUUCAGCUGGGUCACACACUUCACCAAAGUCGUGGCGGAACAUGCAGAGCGAGGAACACUCACCACCGAGGACGAGUUUGAAGGCGCACGUCGCGAGGCAUUGUUGCCAUUUACCGUCCAGGCCGCCAAUUGUCUUCAGAUUUGCAAGCUUGCCGAGGGUGUUCUUGCUGGGCUUGCGACACUACACAAAAUCGCGAGUGGGUUGUUGGCUGAGCAAGAGACCCAAAAGGAGGAGUUGGUGAAGACAGAAGAGGGCGUGAAGAGGCUUACUGUGUGCAUCAAGUGUGUUGAUGCGGUUUGGGCUGAUAUCACGCGGACCUGGAGGGCGUGUGAGGCGCUCAAGGGGCAUGUGCAGCGGGAGGGGUUGGUUGCGGUGGUGCCAAGGGAGGCAGAGGAGGUUGCUGAGGCCGAGGAGGUCGAGGGUUGA
This is a messenger RNA of Exophiala dermatitidis NIH/UT8656, 663 nucleotides long. RefSeq lists its product as uncharacterized. The record is from RefSeq and is a predicted model, not a curated record. The transcript has 2 exons. Bases 1 to 663 code for a protein of 220 amino acids. NCBI's taxonomy places the organism in Eukaryota, Fungi, Ascomycota, Eurotiomycetes, Chaetothyriales, Herpotrichiellaceae.